This is a messenger RNA of Athene cunicularia (burrowing owl), 3829 nucleotides long. RefSeq names its product serine/threonine kinase 32C (gene STK32C). Gene Ontology annotation, biological process: protein phosphorylation; regulation of signal transduction; G protein-coupled receptor signaling pathway. Lineage: Eukaryota; Metazoa; Chordata; Aves; Strigiformes; Strigidae. The transcript has 13 exons. Bases 133 to 1239 code for a protein of 368 amino acids. The record is from RefSeq and is a predicted model, not a curated record. Gene Ontology annotation, molecular function: ATP binding; G protein-coupled receptor kinase activity; G protein-coupled receptor binding.
GAGGGUUUGUGGCAGCGUCACAAGCAGCUCAGAGGACUGGACGUGAACUUUGACCACUUCCAGAUUCUCCGGGCGAUUGGGAAGGGAAGCUUUGGCAAGGUGUGUAUUGUGCAGAAGAGAGACACUGAGAAGAUGUAUGCCAUGAAGUACAUGAACAAACAGCAGUGCAUCGAGAGGGAUGAGGUUCGCAACGUGUUCAGAGAGCUGGAAAUCCUUCAGGAGAUCGAGCACGUGUUCCUGGUGAAUCUCUGGUACUCCUUCCAGGACGAGGAGGACAUGUUCAUGGUGGUGGACCUGCUUCUCGGCGGCGACCUGCGCUAUCACCUGCAGCAAAACGUCCAGUUCACGGAAGAGACGGUCAAACUCUACAUCUGUGAGAUGGCGCUGGCUCUCGACUACCUCCGAAGUCAGCACAUCAUCCACAGAGACGUAAAACCAGACAACAUCCUCCUCGAUGAGCAAGGUCAUGCACAUUUAACAGAUUUUAAUAUUGCAACAAUAAUUAGGGAUGGUGAAAGAGCAACUGCAUUAGCUGGAACAAAGCCAUACAUGGCCCCGGAGAUUUUCCAUUCCUUCCUGAAUGGCGGGACGGGCUACUCCUUCGAGGUGGACUGGUGGUCGCUGGGGAUCAUGGCUUACGAGCUGCUGCGGGGCUGGAGACCGUAUGACAUCCACUCCAACAACCCCGUGGAGUCUUUAGUUCAGCUCUUCAGUACCGUGAGCGUUCAGUACUCGUCUGCGUGGUCAAAAGAAAUGGUUGCUCUGUUGAGAAAGCUGCUGACGGUGAACCCCGAGCAUCGCUUUUCCUGCCUGGCCGACGUUCAGGCCUCGGCGUACCUGUCCGGCGUGGUCUGGAGCGAUGUCUGCGAGAAGCGGGUGGAGCCAGGCUUCGUCCCCAACAAGGGCCGCCUGCACUGCGACCCCACCUUCGAGCUGGAGGAGAUGAUCCUGGAGUCAAGGCCCUUGCACAAGAAGAAGAAGAGGCUUGCAAAGAACAAGUCGAGGGAUAACAGCAAAGACAGCUCUCAGUCUGAAAAUGACUAUCUCCAAGAAUGCCUUGAAGCUAUCCAGCAAGACUUUGUCAUCUUUAACAGAGAGAAGCUAAAGAAGAGCCAAGAGCAGACGAGUGAGUCCGUGUCGCCCCCCGAGACCACCGACGAAGCCGAGACGGAGGCCGAGUCCGAGACCUCCAACUUGAACAUGUGCAGCUCCGUCUGCUCCUCCGCGGGCAGCAGCUAGGCUGGAGCCGCCGGGCGAGGGUCGCCGCUAACCCGUCCUCGGGCUGCGCUGGGCACCGCAGGCUGCCCCCGCCGCCGGGGAGCCCCCGCCGCCGGGCCUGCACGCUGUAGCAAAAGGGACCGUUCUCACGGAACCGCGCUCCCGGGCUGAGCGGCCGCCCGCGCGGCACCUGGCUGCCCCGCCUGGGUAAAGGGACUUGCUAUGCAACUUGUCGCAGGAGGCAGAUCAACUUCUUCACUUGUUCUUUUUUAACGUCAGGUUGCUGAUCUGCACGUGUCCUUAAUACAGUGAGGUGACAAGAAAAGAAGUUACAUCCUUGGGCACAGCAGAGGAUGACGUCGAGCAGGUGUGGCGAGGGAGGAAACCCAAUAGGUGGUUUCAGCUCUUCUCGGGCAGUCCCUGUCCGUGAAGCUGCCGCGGGGACAGGCAACCCCUGUGUAAACCGGAGCGUCUCCAGGCUGUGGCGGGCAGCACCGGCCUCCUGGGAGCCUCCAGCUGUUGGGGCCCUGCAGCAGAAGGACAUCCCGGGCACGUCCUUGUCCUCUCGUCACCUGUCAGAGUUUCUUUCCCGACUCGGGGCAAAUAAAUGUUUUUUGUGCACUCCAUGAAUCCUUCAGGGUCUGGGUAAUGAUUAAACUUGUAAUUGAGAUGCAGAAUGUGUUUAAAAUAUUUGCUUUCUUCACGUAGCUGCUGCGAGCGGCGAGGAGCUGUGUGAGCGGACCGGAGGGUUUGGCUCCGUUUGUCCGGGUUCGGAGGACGCUGUCUGUCCAGGUGCAGGGUUAUUGGAGGCCAAGGGGGUGGCCUUGACAUGCUGCGUGGUCACGGGAGACGGGAACGUCUUAUUUCACCCUUUGAUUUACUUUAAUUUUCAAUGUAAAGUGAAAGUACUGUAUAUAGUUUACCAAUACCUGUUUUAACUUCUUAAUAAGACGGGAGAUCUCCUGAGCUUGCUCCGGCUGUGGAUGUUGCCUUUCUUGUUUCAGAAGCCUUCACUAUAUUAGUUGCUUAAUCUGCUAUAGAGUGGCUUUUGGUUAUUGUCACUGAAAAUGAGCCGUGGGCUCUGCUGCAGCGUGGGGCCGUUGUGGUGCCCGGGGGUUCCUUAGGAGCGCAUUCACUUUCAAACUACCAAGAUCCGUUUGCUGCCAGACAUGAGGAGGCUGCAGCGUUUGCAUCCUUACUGUGGAUUCAUAACGCAGAAAUGCUAGAAAAUGUUUUUAACAGAUGCAGACUCUUUUCAGGACAAAUAUUGUUGUGUUUUUCGUUUCCACCAAUAAAACAGAAAGGCGUAACUGCUACAAACCAGUUUUAGUUUAAAAAUGACACGCAUUUAUUUUCCACAGUUUUAUGUGGAGAUUAGUACGUGGCUAAAUUCGUGCAGGACCAAAUUUUCACAGAAGUCUUUCCAAGCAGCGCUGAGGCGCGCAGACACAGCUGGUGCGGGGGGAAGGCGAGCUCUGGUGCCAGUUUGUGCAGCCGCAGGGGGGGAGUGCCCAGCGAGGGACCCGGGUGGCCCCGCGGGGCCCCGGCCCUGACCGCGGGUCUGUCGCAGACCCGACCCGCCCCUCGUUAGGAGCUGUGCUAAUGACGGGCUGGAGGGGGGCUGCGGCCUGGGCCGGGCCCCGCUACUCUCUGUGCACCCCCGUGUCCCCUGCCCCAGCCCCUGGGCGAUGGCCAGGACGCUCUGGCAACACUUGAAUCUCUUCACAAAGCCACAUGGAGACCGGCUGUGAUCCGGUUGGGAUCCGAGCAGGGGGAUACGGCUGCUGCCACGCGGGGCCCAGACCCACCGCUCGGCCCCCCGGGACCCAGGCGGGGCAGGAGAAGCAGAACGAGGGUCAAAACCAGGAAUUGCAAAUUACAGAUGAUUUACACCACCCAUGUGGAUAGGAUUUUUCAGUAAACUCCAUUACACUAUUGUCAUCUUUCUGUAAAUAAUGACAAAAGUUUGGACUGUCGGAAUGACACAAGGACCAACCCCCUCCCCUGUACGAGGGACGUGGGCAGAUCCUGUUCAGCCGGCGGCUCUCGGGCCAGGAGGGCUGCUGGCAGCUUGGCAGGCCCUGUCUGAUCCAAUGUUUUCGUCGCUUCCUUUAGGACAAGUGACAAACAGCCCCUGAGUUUGAGGCUGGUGUGCACAGGGAGGAGCUGGCUCACUUCUGAAAUGGAUGUUUCUCCCCCCAAACUCUGCCCUGUCGGUCACUCGUGUUCCCUUUCAGCACUGCCCUUCCUGGGGAAAUUGUGCAAAGUGCCCUCAGCAGCGCUCGGCAGAACCCGGGGAAGUGCUGGGGAGACGCCGGCUCGUUGCUGCUUCCCGGGGGCAGCAGCGUGGGGCAGGUUCUGGCUCCCACCGCCCAAGUCCAUCCAGGGAGGCUCUGGCUCUGCCUCAGGCCGUCUCUGCUCCUCGGCCACUGGGGUGGACACGGGCCUCUGGGCUUAUUGCGCUGAGCCAGAGAGACACCGUGAGCGCACCGGAGCGGAAAUACUCGCGCUUGAUCUGAAAUAGUGCCUGGGCAUAACUUGGGCAGCGCCCGCUGGGGGCCAGGCUUUGCUGCAGCCUGGUUGUGCCUCGUCCCCGGGGGAGAAAUCACAC